Cryptotermes secundus is the source of this 1114-nucleotide messenger RNA. It is a transcript of the gene Xbp1, whose product is annotated as X-box-binding protein 1. The coding region runs from base 199 to 1023 and encodes 274 amino acids. The transcript has 4 exons. The record is from RefSeq and is a predicted model, not a curated record. Gene Ontology annotation, molecular function: DNA-binding transcription factor activity, RNA polymerase II-specific; RNA polymerase II transcription regulatory region sequence-specific DNA binding. NCBI's taxonomy places the organism in Eukaryota, Metazoa, Arthropoda, Insecta, Blattodea, Kalotermitidae. Gene Ontology annotation, cellular component: nucleus.
AGCAAAUACGCGCUAACAAGUAUGGUAGUUUGUCGGAUCGUCGGAUGAUGCAAGAUAAGUAAAUUGUGAGGAGGUGUUGUGAUGUGGAAGUUUGUGAAAAGUGAUGGUGGUGGUGUCGCCGUAAGAGUUUGGUAGACGCAUGAAGAAUUCGUGGAUUUCUGAUAUACAUUGAUAUGCUUAAAUGUCUGUCACUGGAAAAUGGCCGUACCUAAGGCGAUAAUUAUUACAGCAAUUCCAAAAUAUGUUCAUAGUGAUGGCACUCUUAGUAAUCAAGCCGGAAUUAAAUUGAAGGCUAGGAAUUCAAUUUUGAAGUGCAGCAAUAACACAGCAAUAGCCGGUAAAAUUGCAAUACCAAAAUCAAAUUUGGUCACAUCUAUGGGGUGUGAGGAUUCACAAAUAAGCGUUCCGAACAGAAAGAGGAGAUUGGACCAUUUAACCUUGGAAGAAAAACUGCAAAGAAAGAAAUUGAAGAACAGAGUGGCAGCCCAGAGCUCAAGAGACCGGAAGAAAGCACGUUUGGAUGACCUAGAAACUGAAGUAAGGAUACUCAAAGAAAAGAAUGAAGCAUUAACCUUACAGUGCCAUAAUCUUCAGUUAGAAAAGAAACAGUUAGCUUCAGAGAAUCAAGAGCUGCGCCAGAAGUUGUCAGGCCUUGAGUGUAACCAUCAGACCCAUGAUGUUGGCUGUAGUACCCAGGUUGAACCAGCAGCGUUUAGCAUGGACCCUCUGCCGCAGGGACAGGCACUACAGCGGGCACUGGGCCCGGGGUCUCAGGUUUUGACAAUGUGGCAGGUUCUGAAAUACUGCCUUAUCUCCCAGAUCUCCUCGAUAGUGUUGAUGGAGAUAUGUGCCUAUCUCACCUGGAUGAAUUGGCUCAAAGCUUACUCAGAGAAGCCGCUGAAAUGGACACAGAGCACAGACAGUCCAGUGCAGAGGUUGGAGUGUAUGGAUUCCAGGGAACGGGUAACCAUUAUAAAAUGGUGGGGCCGUCACCAGAAGACAUGGAAACCGAUAGAGAACUGAUCACAAGCAGUGCUGCUUUAAGAUUUUCAGAUCAGGGCAAAACCAGUUAUGCAAGCAUUCCAGACAUUCAAGACUCCUCUGUAUACCUUGU